Phytophthora infestans T30-4 is the source of this 1236-nucleotide messenger RNA. RefSeq lists its product as uncharacterized. The coding region runs from base 1 to 1236 and encodes 411 amino acids. Gene Ontology annotation, biological process: protein K48-linked deubiquitination. The transcript has 5 exons. Gene Ontology annotation, molecular function: K48-linked deubiquitinase activity; cysteine-type deubiquitinase activity; cysteine-type carboxypeptidase activity. NCBI's taxonomy places the organism in Eukaryota, Oomycota, Peronosporomycetes, Peronosporales, Peronosporaceae. Gene Ontology annotation, cellular component: cell periphery; cytosol. The record is from RefSeq and is a predicted model, not a curated record.
AUGCAACUCGUACAUCGCCGCCUCUUGGACACGAACCCACCGCUGAGUAAUGCGAGCGAGUUGCAGCGCCUGACGCAAGAGAAGACGCUUAAGGACGUGACAGAACUGCUCCCCAGUCUCUUUGUGGGGCUGGACGUCAACCUGAAAGUUGUGGGGAACAAAUCGUACAAUGAGCUGAUCGAGCGUUUAGUGGACUACCGCGGUGUACUCAUGACGGAACAAUCCAAUAAGAAAGCAUCGACCGAUACAGAAAAGCAGGAAGAGACGGAGGUAUCGUCAUGUACUUCGCCGCGGCAGGAUGGGGGCGAAGAGGAGGUCAAACCUGCAAUUUCGUCUCUCCUGUCGCCGAUAGCGGCGCAGACGACAGGGUUUCAUAACCUUUCGAUUGAUGUCGACUGUAGCCCUGCUUCGCUAAACGCAGCGGUAUCCCCCGGCUCUACGUCGUCGAUAAACUCUCCGAAGAAGAGUCCGUCGCAGCAAACUGUGCAAACCAUGAUGAAGGAACGCCACAUGAGCGAUGCCGAUGCGCUCGACACAGCCAUCACUCUGUUGGAAGAAGGGCCAGUCCUUGAUGACUUCUUCAACUCGACAGCUAGCCAACUCACCUACUACGGACUCGUGAUGCUGCAUGAAGGUCUUCGAGAACGCCAGCUGUGCGUUUUCUUCCGCAAUAACCACUUCUCCACGCUCUUCAAGUUUGAAGGCGCCUUGUAUCUCCUGGUUACCGACGCAGGAUACCUUGACGAGCCUACAGUCGUGUGGGAGCUGCUCAACGAAAUUGACGGCGACACAACGUAUCUUGACUCGCAAUUUCGACCAGUUACGUCUUCGGAACAGCAGCAGAACAUCUUGACGCAGCAGCAACAGCAGCGACUUGAUGAGGAACGGGACUUGCAGAAAGCGAGAGCUAUGAGUCUUACGGGUUGUGUCCCCCCUGCUCAUAAUGAGGAGCAGAUGACAAGUACGGAUACCACGAGGGCUGCUGAGCACACCAUGCCGAGUAGCGGGUUGUUUGGGGAUGAAGAAGAGGGAAACCUUGACCCAGAUUAUCUGCUAGCCCUGAAGUUCCAGCGCGAAGAAGAAGAAUUGGCGCGUGGGGGGAAUAAGCGCAUGUCUCCGCGUAUCUCUCCUCACCACUUGAAGCCUGUCGGUGUCGACCGGGACGUUAGCAGCGCCACGGAGCAGCAACAACCUUCACAUGAGGACGACAGAAGCCGAGAAACCACGGCAAGCUGA